ACAGGUAAAUCGUAACGCGAGUCAGUUUAUGUCAGUUUAUACCUUCGUCGCCUCCCUCAGGAUGUUAUAGUGACACUUAAGAGGACAAUAACACGUCAAAACACUUAGAAAUAUUCCUACAGUCUUCACUUAUCGAGGUUUAAGUACACUAAGGAGGGGUUGGAGACACUACAGCGGCCACAGGGUUUAACAAGCGGGAGGUGUUGUGAGGAUGGAGGUGCGGGGUUGGUCAGAGGGGCAGGAGGAGGAGGAGGAGCAGUAUGACGUAGGUUGGUGGAGAGGAGGAGGUGAACAAGGGAGGGACGUAGCUCCUCCACCUCACUAUUUGGAUGAGCCACUGAACAGAACUCUGCCUCCUCGUGAUCAAUGGGACUCACCAGAUGAUUCCCGCCUCCCACUAGUUGAUUCAGACCUCCCACUAGCUGAUCUUCGCCACUCACCUGCUGACCAGCGCCGCCCACCUCGCACUCCGUCCCCCAGGUCGAGGCGGCCAGGGAGGGACCGGUCACCACUACGUCAUCACAGAGGUAACAGCCCCAGCCAAUCACCACAGCGCCAGAAGAGACGCGAUAAUCGUGACCAAUCACCUCGUCGACAAGACAAUAGACGUAACAGCCCCAACCAAUCACCACGACGCCAACGCAAAGGUAACAGCCCCAGCCAAUCACCACAGCGCCAGAACAAACGUGAUAAUCGUGACCAAACACCUCGUCAGAAUGAUAAACAGGCGAGCCAGGAACUGUUACCGACACAGACUGCUACAGGUGUCGGGCAGCAGGUCAGUAGCAGGUCACCAGUGAAGCAGCACCGCCAGGGGUACACCCGGGGACAACAACACAAACCGGGGCAGUUACAUCCCUCUGAGGCAGCCAAGCUGGAGGAGGAGAAGACCACUGCCCGCCUGGAGGUGUUCAGCAUCAUCCUACACAUCAUCGCUGCCGGGUCGGCCCUCACGGUGAUUAUACCCAUGGCCAUGGUCACUACGCGGUGGGAGACUUACCGUAAGAUGUGUCCGCUAUUCGUCGACACGCCCCCGACCCUCAGUAGCCAUUGGGGAUGGGGCAACCCGGACAUGACUCCCUGUAACACGACGGCGUUCUUACCUAUCAUGGUGCUGGCGCUGUCGGUGACGCUGCUGUUGUUCCAUCUUGGUCUACUUCACUCUUGGCGCACCAAAGGAGAACCACCAUCGUUCGCCUUCACUCGCCUCUACACCCUCGUCGUCUUGGCCAUCGUCACCCUCGAGACCGUGAUCGCCUUAGCCGUUGCCAUCACCCUGACGGAGGGGUUCAGACACACCUGUAUCUCCUUCGACCUAAACCUCUCCUGGAACGAGUACAUCCACACCUGUAACCAGAACUACGACGACCGAGACCAGGCCUACAUGCUAGACAACCUCCGGACCUUCGAGAAAAUCGUGACGGGGCUCGUUGGUUCGUGGCUGUGUGGCAUCACGACCAUACUUCUUACCAUAGUCUAUAUGAUAAGGUCGAAGAUAUGUUCAUGUGAGCUUGUGUGUAUAUAACUAACCAUGUGUUCUGUGUCGCUCCUGCAAGUCAUCCAUCUUGUUUAUAUCUCUCCAUUAACCUGUCUUUCGUCUAAUACUUGUAAUAAAAAAUAAAAGAAAA
Molecule: messenger RNA, 1628 nt
Organism: Homarus americanus (American lobster)
Lineage: Eukaryota; Metazoa; Arthropoda; Malacostraca; Decapoda; Nephropidae
Product: serine/arginine repetitive matrix protein 1-like
Exons: 2
Coding region: 212-1525 (437 amino acids)
Source: RefSeq, a predicted model, not a curated record